Messenger RNA from Diaporthe batatas, 2515 nucleotides. RefSeq lists its product as uncharacterized. Gene Ontology annotation, molecular function: zinc ion binding. NCBI's taxonomy places the organism in Eukaryota, Fungi, Ascomycota, Sordariomycetes, Diaporthales, Diaporthaceae. The transcript has a single exon. Gene Ontology annotation, cellular component: nucleus. The record is from RefSeq and is a predicted model, not a curated record. Bases 306 to 2066 code for a protein of 586 amino acids.
GGCACACACUCUUUCCCCCAUUACCCAUUGCCCAUUGCCGUGUUAUCGGAUCGGAUUGGAGGACUGGUCGGCUUUGUUUUACUGGUCAAGGCCUUGAGCAUUUGUGUGGUGUACAUAAAAGUUCACUGUAGCAACCGCCUGUUCCCGCCGAGCGGUCGAGGUGCGACUGCGACUGCGACGCUCCUCCAAUCAAGCAGCCAACCAAUACUUGCUCCCUUGCACUACCCUCCCUUGUCACCACAUCGCAUUGAUCAAAUCUCCACGGGCGAGGCACGCAAGCCCGGCCCAGCCUACAGAACACAAACAUGGACUUCGCCAAAAAGCGGAAGCUUAACGCCCUGUUGAACGGCCUUGGCAGUCAGACACCCUCGUACCCUACCGAUUCCGCUGCCCAAUAUUCAUCGCCGUCAAACCACACGGCAGCAGCAGCAGCAGCUCCCGAGGACGAGUCCACGCCGCAGACCCCUCCUCCAAACCGCCCCUCGACCGCCACCAACCUUGCCUCGGCCUCCUCGUCCAUCCGCACCCCAGCCUCAGACUCCACGGCCAUGCGCCCCUCCUUUUCCUCAAUCCAUCGAUCCGCACCAGGCGCCACAGCAACAACAUCAUCAUCCGACCUCGACCUUUUGACAAAACGCCGCCGACUUGGCCUCGCUGACUCGACCCCGUCCAAGGGCCUCGGCCGCACAAAGACAACACCAGAUGGAAUAGGAGGAGGGGGAGGGGGAGCCACCGCCGCCCCGGCGCCCGGCCAGACCACCAUAUCGAACAUUGUCCUGAAGAAAUGGGGCGGCAACAAGGACAAGGACACCAUCUUCAAGCCAAAGUACUGCCCGGGCGACAGGGACGAGCUGCUCCGGCGGCUCGCCAGCUUCCAGGAGCUGACCGACUGGACCCCCAAGCCCAACCCGGUCGCCGAGGUGCAGUGGGCCAAGAGGGGCUGGAUCUGCCAGGGCAAGGAGCGCGUGCGCUGCACCCUCUGCAACAAGGAGCUGGUGGUGAAGCUGAACCGGAAGGAGGUCGACGGCAAGGAGGUCCCCGUGCUGGUGCCCUCGGAGAUCGAGGACGCCCUCGUGGCCAAGUACGUCGAGCUCAUCGUCUCGUCGCACCAGGACGACUGCCUGUGGCGCAAGCGCGGCUGCGACGACUCGCUGCUGCGCCUGCCGCUGUCGGGCCGCCACGCCGCCAUCCAGGACCUGCGCGCCCGCUACGACGAGCUCUGCGCCCGCAAGGACUUCCUCCCCUACGAGUUCAACCUGCGGCUCCCCGCCCGCCUCGACCUCGACACCGUCCUCCGCUACCUGCCCGACGAGUUCUUCGCCGGCACCAUGACGGCGUCGGGCCACCAGCGGACGCCGGGGCCCCCCAACCGCGUGGCCCUCGCGCUGGCCAUGCUCGGCUGGCAGGGGCUGUCCAACGCCCGCAUAGGCCCCGUGCCCAACACGGCGUCGUGCCACACCUGCCUGCGCCGGCUGGGCCUGUGGAUGUUCAAGAGCAAGGAGGUCGACCCGGACACCGGGGCCGUCAUCGUCCCCGCGCCCAUGGGCUACCUCGACCCGCUGCGGGAGCACCGCUUCUUCUGCCCCUGGAGCAGCGCCGAGGCGCAGCGCCUGACGCCCUCCUCGAGGCGCGGAGCGGCCGACCUGGGCGGCGACGACGAGAGCAACAAGCCCGGCUGGGAGGUCCUGCUGCAGGUCCUCAAGAACGAGGCGUACCUGCGCAGCCGGGACUCGCCCAGGCAGUCCAGGAGGGGCGGCGGUGGUGACGGUCGGAACCCCCAGACGCCGUCGCGGUCCGGGCAGGACGGGGACGGCGCCGAGGGGGUGGGGGCGGAGGACGAGGACGACGAGGACGAGAAGACGCAGAACGCAAAGGACAAGGAGCGGUGGAAGCGCCUGCGCCGCGUCAAGAGCCUGCUGGGCGGCGGCAAGUCGGGCAACAAGCUGCGCAAGUCCAUCACGCUCAGCCGGCCCGGGAGCAGCAAGAGCCGGCCGGGGACCAGCCACUCGAACGCGGACGGUGAGGGCCAGGGCCAGGGCGAGGAGGGCGUGCAGGCGGCAGGUUGACGAGGGAGUUUCAAACAAAAAAAAAACACAUCUGUGCUGUGUAUCUCGAGCGGGUCGCUGAUUGAUUGGGUGAGAGUGGAACAAGUUGGCGUUGCAUUGGAACGGCGUGGGCUACGAGAAUUAAUACCGUAUCUUUUUUUCUUUCGGGAGGAGGGCAUAUUUGCUAACGACGGGACGAGUUGACGUUCUCCCGCCAAUUAUUCAAGGUAUGUAUGUGUCUUAUACGAUGGGAGCGGGGAUCAAGGGUGUAGCACAGAGACUUCACACAUAUCAGAGGAGACUCAACUCCGAUUCUUUAAUACGUUAAUGACGAGAUGAUGGGGCUCAUGUGCUUGAACGAACGGUGCAGACUUCCAAAAGGGUUGCCGCAAAUUCCUUUGUUCUUGGAUACCUCACAUCAUAUUGAUGUGGCUACGUGUAAUUACGGGCAAAUGUAGGCCUCAGGGCAC